Racocetra persica is the source of this 1640-nucleotide messenger RNA. NCBI's taxonomy places the organism in Eukaryota, Fungi, Glomeromycota, Glomeromycetes, Diversisporales, Gigasporaceae. The record is from the annotation of a GenBank genome assembly.
AUACACAACAGCAUUCGCGCUAUAUAAGUCUUCCGAUUACAAGACAAAGUCUCGAAAUUAUAAAUAAUAGUCUUUCUUCUGCUGAAAAUGUGUUCAAAUCUGAAGACUUAGAAAAUAUAAAAACUAUAUUAAACGAUGUUAAUAAAUUGGCGUAUCCUAAUAUAUCAGAUUCUGAAAAAUCUUUAACCGAAAAUACAAAUAUUAGAUUUUUAUCAUUUAUCGGAGAUUCUAUGACUUUUGAAAACCUUGGAAACCAUUUUAGAAAAUUAUCUAUUGAUCCUAGUAAUUGUGAAGAGAGCGCUGAGAUUAAUAGUUUAGCAAAUGAGAUAAAAACUACGGUUGAAAAACUAAAAAAAGAAAUCGAAAACUGGAAAUCCAAAAAUAUUGGCUGGGGAAGAAUUCGAGGAAGAAUCACAAAAGCUAUAUUAUUUGCCAAAUUUAUUUCUAGAGAGAUUACUGAUGAACGACUUCUGGAGACAAAUACAAUUAGAGGAAGUAAACAACAUAUUAUUCAAAACAUUUAUCAACGGUCUGCCAAUAAUUAUGUCAAAGUUGCGGAAAAACCAGUUGGCCAAUUUAGUAAUGAACUUUUAAGAAAUUUAAGAAAAGAAAUUUAUUUUAUGCGAAAACUUCGCGAAUGCUCAAAUAUUCUUGAAUUCUACGGGUAUCGUCGUCGACCCACAGGUCUCACCGUAAUUUUACAAUGGGCAGAUUUCAACUUAGAAACUUACCUUAAAGAGCAUAAACUUAAUUUAAGUGAAAAAAUAUUAAUUGCGCGUGGAAUUGCUAAUGCAUUGAAUUAUUGCCAUGAGAAAAAUAUUUUGCAUUACGAUAUUAGAACGUGGAGUUCACCGGAAAUAAUUCGCGGUGAAGAGUACACUAAAAAAAGUGAAGUAUACAGUUUUGCAUUAGUUAUGUGGGCGAUUGGAUCUCAAAAAUUACCCUUUACCAACUUAAGAGAGGAAGAAAUAAAAGACAAUAUACUUAAGGGAGAAUACCUAACUUUUUCAUCCAAGCACGAUGAGAUAUUAAGCGAAUAUCAGAAAAUUUUUACAAAAUCAUGGCACCAAGAUCCAUCUCAACGUGAUAGUAUGAAGACAAUCCUUGAAUACUUGAAUCGAAUAGAAAUUGUAAUUUUUUUGUCUGAAUGGGAUAAUGAUGGCAGUUUUCAUAAUAUCACAAAACAAAUGAAUUUAGGACAUGGUAUUAAAAAUCACGAAAAAAAGAAACAUAAAAAUGCGUGGGAAGCGUUUGAUAAUUAUCAUAAGCAUAAACCCGACGAUCCUCAUGCAAAUUUUUGGGUGGGACUUUAUCAUCUUAAAGGAUAUCAUGUUGAUAAAGAUGUUCAAAAGGGAAUGGAAUUACUCAAAAAAGCAUCUGAGUCACAACAUCCAGAAGCACAAUAUUUGUAUGCGUUAACAUUGCUAGGUAGUCCUACGGAGUUUGAGAAAGACAGUUAUGCGAUCGCAAUGAAAUAUUUAAGAAAAUUGGCAUUACAAAAUGAUUAUUUGGCAUUAAAUAUGUUAGGAAAAAUAUUACAUACUGGGAUUUAUGGUCAAAGGGCGAAACCUCUUAUAGGAGAAACAUUGAUUAAUAAAGCUAAUGAUAUAAAAAUGAAAUGUACAAAAAAAGAUUGUUAG